UUGACUUCAAACAAGAGAAGAAGAACGCUUUCCCUGUCAGCGACGCAUCGUAAGUCGGCGUGUACGUGAUUUCACCUGGAUUCUACAAUGGAGGUUUGUGUCCACAAGCGACGUCUCGGAGCUUUCUGGGCCGCCGUGGUGCUGCUCUGCUCUGUCGCUUGGGCGGAAGAUGGCGCCCCGGGGAUGAACUCCCAGUGUCACAACUACGCGGGAGGACACGUCUAUCCCGGAGAAGCCUUCCGUGUUCCAGUGUCUGAUCAUUCGCUGCACCUCAGCAAAGCCAAAAUCUCUAAACCCGCGCCUAACUGGGAAGGGACGGCCGUCAUCAACGGAGAAUUUAAGGAAGUGAAGCUGUCAGAUUACAAAGGCAAAUACCUGGUCUUCUUCUUCUAUCCCCUGGACUUCACUUUUGUGUGUCCUACCGAGAUCAUUGCCUUCAGCGAUCGUGUGCAUGAGUUUCAAGCCAUCAACACUGAGGUGGUCGCCUGUUCGGUGGACUCACAGUUCACCCACCUGGCAUGGAUCAACACUCCCAGGAAACAGGGCGGCCUUGGACCAAUGAAAAUCCCCCUGUUGUCCGAUCUGACUCACCAGAUUUCUAAAGACUAUGGGGUCUAUCUGGAGGACCAAGGACACACACUGAGGGGGCUCUUCAUUAUAGAUGGUAAAGGCGUCCUGAGACAGAUCACCAUGAACGACCUCCCUGUAGGACGAUCCGUGGACGAGACUCUUCGUCUGGUUCAGGCUUUCCAGUAUACUGAUAAACACGGAGAAGUUUGUCCUGCUGGAUGGAAGCCAGGCAGUGACACUAUCAUUCCUGACCCCUCGGGCAAACUGAAGUAUUUCGAUAAACUGAACUGAUUCACCUGCCUGGCUGCGAAGCCACAAUAACAAAAGUGAAAAUUGAAAUAAAGUUUUUUUUUUCAUAAACUGUGUGACA
Molecule: messenger RNA, 940 nt
Organism: Synchiropus splendidus (mandarinfish)
Lineage: Eukaryota; Metazoa; Chordata; Actinopteri; Syngnathiformes; Callionymidae
Gene: prdx4
Product: peroxiredoxin 4
Exons: 7
Coding region: 88-861 (257 amino acids)
Biological process (GO): response to oxidative stress; cellular response to stress; hydrogen peroxide catabolic process
Cellular component (GO): endoplasmic reticulum; cytosol
Molecular function (GO): thioredoxin peroxidase activity
Source: RefSeq, a predicted model, not a curated record